Molecule: messenger RNA, 3670 nt
Organism: Vespa velutina
Lineage: Eukaryota; Metazoa; Arthropoda; Insecta; Hymenoptera; Vespidae
Product: ribosome biogenesis protein BRX1 homolog
Exons: 4
Coding region: 447-1511 (354 amino acids)
Biological process (GO): ribosomal large subunit assembly; rRNA processing
Cellular component (GO): nucleolus
Molecular function (GO): rRNA binding
Source: RefSeq, a predicted model, not a curated record
UACAUAUACAAUAUACACGUAUUAUUAAACACGUGUGAUAAUAAAAUAAAGGUUUGUAAUUUAAGCGCGGUGCGUUUUUCGUAAGACUGGAUACAGUUAUGACUGUUUAUGAGUGUUCAUCAUUGGAUUUCACGCUUGAUUUGUACUUUCAUUGUAUGAACAUGAAACAAGUCCUUUCGCAUGAAUAAAACGAUGAAAGUUCAAAACACUCUAUUUUAUGAUAAUACUAUUUUUAAAGCAAUAUAUGUAUAUAAUCGAUUCAAUUUUAAAAUUUUUAUCAUUGAUUUUAUUUUAACUAAAGAGCAUGCGUAAGAAAUGCGCCGUGUCUCGCGUUCUGCCGGAAACACAUGUAGUAACGUGCAACAGUCGCAUUCGUUUCGUUUUUUGUGUCGUCGUCUAUCACAAUUAGGUUUUUCUUUUACAGUAUUAUUAACUUUUUGUAAAUAAUGACAAAGAAGAGGAAACAAUUAGAAAAUGAAGAAACUACAGAAACAACAGAAACAAAUUUACCACCGAUAAAAAGAAUGUCAGACGAACCUCCACCGAAAAAGGUAAAAUGGAUAAACAAGCAGCGUGUAUUAGUAUUUUCAACCAGGGGUAUUGGUCAUAUUCAUCGUCAUCUUAUGGAAGAUAUAAAGACUCUUAUGCCACAUCAUCGACCUGAAAGUAAAAUGGAACGUUCCAAAGAUUUGCAGGUUAUUAAUGAAAUGUGUCAAAUGAAGAAUUGCAAUAAAUGUAUACUUUUUGAAGGUCGAAGAAAAAGGGAUCUUUACGUUUGGUUUUCUAAUAUAUCUGCAGGACCUUGUGCUAAAUUUUUAGUUGAAAAUAUUUAUACCAUGGGCGAAUUAAAGAUGACAGGAAAUUGUUUAAGAGGAUCUCGCCCGUUACUUUCAUUUGAUGAAAAUUUCAAUACAAAACCACAUUACAAUCUUUUGAAAGAGUUAUUCAUUCAGAUAUUUGGUGUUCCAUAUCAUCAUCCGAAAAGUCAACCAUUCUUUGAUCAUGUUUAUACAUUUACUGUAUUAGAUAAUAGAAUAUGGUUUAGAAACUUUCAAAUUCUCACUGAAGAUGGAGGAUUAGCAGAAAUUGGACCUAGAUUUGUUUUAAAUCCAGUUAAAAUAUUUGCUAAUAGUUUUGGUGGAGAAACAUUAUGGGAUAAUCCUCUUUAUGUUUCACCUGCUAAGUAUCGACAAUUAUUAAAUAAGAAAGCUGCUGGUAAAUAUGUGAACAGAUUGGAGCAAAAGAUGGUGCAGCAAGCUAAUAAACCAAAAGAAAGUUAUGCUUUAAAUCCUGUGGAUGAAAUAUUUAAAGGUGAUCCAAUAGAAAAGGCUUUAGAAUUACAAAAUAAGGAUAAAGAAGAAGAAGAAAUAGAAAAAAUGGAAAGUCCAAAAAGGAUUAUAAUGAGAAAAAAAAAGAAGUCUCCAAGUAAACAAUUAAAUAAGCCAUUAAAUAAAAAAGUCAAAAAGAAAAGACUUACAAACAAGAAAGUAAAAAAAAAUAUUAAACACUGAUUAAACAUUUUAUACUUGUGUGAUUAUAUCCUUGUUACAUAAUAAUAAAAUUCACAUAUAUUGUUCUUAAAAUUUUUUACAGUUGUUAUAUAUUUGUACCUUAUAUUAUCAUAUGAUUUUGGUGCAUGUUAAUAAAUUUAUAGCAGGUAGCAUAAUAAGUACACUUCUCAGCAAUAAUUAAAUUAUUAAAUGCAAAUGUAAAAGUCUUAAUAUAAAAGUCUUAAUUAAAAAUAAUACUUAGAAAGACAUCAAAAUGUCACAAGUUAACUUAGAUAUAAAUGAUAGUGUAAUAGAAAAUAUGUAUAACGUAUAACAUUUCGUAUACUUAGAUAUAGUUAAUUCGUAUAUAUGCUAGUAACAUUGCAAUUAAAUGUGCGUUAAAGAUAUAUUUAAUAUUUAUAGUUUGUAAGGAACUAGUAGUUCAAGAUACUAGUAACUAAAGAUAAAAUAUAUAUGAAUUACAUGAUACACCUUGCAUAAAAGGUAUAAAUUUAUACAUAAAUUCAUAUUAAAUAUAUCAUUAAGUUCGAUUCCAACGUUACUGACAAUAAUUAUAAUUCUUUUCGUAUAAAUUUAAUGGCACUUAUGUGAAUCACAUUUUAGCAGCCAUAUAAGCAUUAUAGGUACAUAAUACAUCUCUUUAAAACAUAGAUUAAUUUUACCAUAAAAAUAAAUUUAAAAAAAAAAUCUCAUUCUAAUAUAUAUAAUCUUUAUAAAUGCAUAUUCCUUAUGAAGUUCAUAUUAGUCACAAAUCUAAAGCCUCAUUUUAUAUUAAUAAAACUGUCUGCAAACUAAAAGUUGUAUACCUAUCUUAUAAAAAUCUGCCAUUUAUAUAACAUCAUGUAUAACUAUAGUGUCGUUGUAUAGAUAAAAAAUCUCAUAUUAGGCAUAUAAUGCAUCUCAAAAAUAUUUCUCUUGAUUGAUUCUGAUUUAUAUAAAUCAUAAAUUUUACUUUACAUUCAUAUUAUUUAAAAAUUAUAUAUCUAAUAUAUUAUUUAAAAUUCUAUUAUUAAUCUAUAUUGCAUAAGGCAUAUUUGUAAUUGAGAUUAUCACUAUAAACAAUAUGUAGUUUUCAUAAAACAAAAAAAAUACUGAAAUGAAUAACUAUAUAUUGUAACAAAAAUGAUAAUAGAAAAAAUAUAUCUGAAAGACAUUUGAAUAAGCUAUGGAAGAAUUGCAAUAUAAAUUAAUACUAAUAUUCAAAUGUGUGUUUAUGUAUUCAUUGGUGAUAAUUCAUGAGAUUGUUGACCAUUUGUAUUAACAUCUGAUCCAAUGUGUGCUAAUGGAGACUGACGCCAUUUUCCAUUUUCUCCACCUAAAUUUCUAUCUUCACAUAUACAUAAAAAUAGAGUAUCUAUAACAGUCUGAAAAUAAAAAAAAAUAUAUCGAAUAAGAUUAUGGCUGAGAAAACAAUACAUUAUUUAUAACAAGUAGUAAAAAUUUAUAUAUACCUCGUAUAAUGAAAUAAUGCAAUGUGCAAUAAAAAAUGCAAAAAUACAAGUAAUAAAAAUUGGUGCCGCAUAAAAAUGCAAUCGUGGAUCAUGCCUCAUGAAGAGUAAUCCAACACUUCCUGUAGCAGCUGUGACAAAACAUUUUCCUAAGAAUAAUAUAAAAUCUCCUAUACCAUUAAUUACAGCUACUUGUAGAGCAUUAUCAACAAUUGUUUUGAAAGCCUAUAACAAAUUUAUAUUUUUAAAAGAUAAUCAAUAUAUAUUCCCAAUAAUGACAAUAAUAUUGGACUUACAAUUCUAGCAGCAUUGCAAAAAUUUGUUCCUUCAAUGGCAACAACUGUAUAUGCAUUAUGGUUCAUAUACCUAAUAAACUUUUCUAAACAAUAAAAACAACAAAUACAACACUUCAGACCACAUUGUGCACAUGGAGAAGUUUCUUUGUUUUUCUCAAAUCUAUAGUGAAAUUAAGACUUAAUUAAUAUGAAUGAUUUUGCAAUAAAUUUAAUUAAUUUUUUACUUACUUCUUGUGCAAAUAUGUCAAAAUAAGACGAGGUAAUUUAAAAAGAGUUAUUAAGAAUGAUCCACAAGCAACCGAACCCAAAUGAUAACUAAUCAAGUUUCCAAUAGCUGAACAUACUGGUGAUAAGCUUGCAUCCUUAUCUCUGAAAUAUAUUAUUACAUCUAAAUUAUAUACAUUGAUUAUAUAUA